Stegastes partitus (bicolor damselfish) is the source of this 6221-nucleotide messenger RNA. RefSeq names its product adenosine monophosphate deaminase 2a (gene ampd2a). The transcript has 18 exons. Lineage: Eukaryota; Metazoa; Chordata; Actinopteri; Pomacentridae. Gene Ontology annotation, cellular component: cytosol. The coding region runs from base 47 to 2902 and encodes 951 amino acids. Gene Ontology annotation, molecular function: AMP deaminase activity. Gene Ontology annotation, biological process: IMP salvage; AMP metabolic process. The record is from RefSeq and is a predicted model, not a curated record.
GCUCAGGCUUGCUGGCUGUCAUGCUAGCUACACACUUUGAUUUGCGAUGGCCUCCGCUGUGGCUGUUUUUCACCGCAUUAGCUACAGGAAACUCGUUUCCUGGUUGCUAGGGCAACCAAGGAGGAUGGCCCCCAGCAGGAGUUGGGGAAGCCUUGGGCUGCCUUGCAGCUCGUCGCUGUGCAGCACGCCUGCUGACCUGCUGCUGCUGCUGCUGCCUGGGAGGAGGAGCCAACUUUGCAGAGGAGCUUCUCCUGGCCCAGUUUGGGUCCUGCCGCCCCAUUGCCCCACCAUGAGACAGAGCCUCAGCAGCAGAGCUAGCGCUCCUCUCUCCCUCUUCUGGCCACUGCGCAGCUCUGACUCGCUCUGCUCCAGUAGUAACGGAAGCACAGGCGGCAAGAUGUCAUCCUCUUCCUCUACCUCCUCUUCCAACAGCGAUGGACAAGGGAAGCCUAAACCUAAAUCCCCGUUUCACAAGAGAGGGAGCCUGCAGAGCACCACCAGCCCUGACCUCUCCGGUGUAUCUGGACCCAAGACUCUCAAGCCCCAGCGAUCCCUUCCUGGGACGCCCGUUUCUCUCACGCACUACCCGAUCGACCUGCGAACAUCCAUGGAGGAGAAGUACAAAGAGAUUGCAGAGGAGCUGUUCACUCGCAGCAUGGCCGAGAGCGAGAUGCGAAGCGCUCCGUAUGAGUUCCCAGAGGACAGCCCCAUCGAACAGCUGGAGGAGCGACGGCACCGCCUUGAGAGGCAGAUCAGUCAGGACAUUAAGCUUGAGCCAGAGAUCUUGCUCCGCGCCAAGCAGGACUUCAUGAAAAUCGACAGUGCCGCAGACCUCGAGUUAAUGAAGGAAGCGAGUGUGGACACUGUUGACGAUGGCUUUAAAGAGAGGGAGAUGCCAAUGGAGAGAGAGUACCAGCGGGUCUCGAUCUCUGGCGAGGAAAAGUGUGGGGUGCCCUUUACUGACCUGGUGGAUGCUGCUAAGUGUGUGGUGAAGGCGUUGUUCAUCCGGGAGAAGUACAUAAAGCGAUCCAUGCAGAGCUUUUGUAAGACCACAGCUCACUCCUUGCAGGACCUUGGAAUGAAGCCUGUGGAUGUAGGAGUGUAUGACGACAUACCAGAGACCCCCGUCGAUGCCGAUGCCCCCGUCCACCCACCUGUUUCCGACACACACCCUUAUGAUAAUCAGGACCCCAAGAAUAUGCCAGCAGACACAGGAUAUGGAUGCAAGAUGGUGGAUGGAGUGGUCCAUGUCUACACCAAGAAAGUCAACAUGGACAAAAGCUCAGAGCUGGACCUGCUGUAUCCUGACCUGAAGGAGUACAUUGCAGACAUGAAUGUGAUGAUGGCCCUCAUUAUCAACGGUCCAGUGAAGUCUUUCUGCUACCGUCGCCUGCAGUACCUAAGCUCUAAGUAUCAGAUGCACAUCCUCCUGAAUGAGAUGAAGGAGCUGGCAGCUCAGAAGAAGGUUCCUCACAGAGACUUCUACAACAUAAGAAAGGUGGACACACACAUACAUGCAUCGUCCUGCAUGAACCAGAAGCACCUGCUGCGAUUCAUCAAGAGAGCCAUGAAGAAAUACCCCGAGGAGAUCGUCCACAUUGAGCGUGGCCGCGGUCAGACUCUCAAGGAGGUUUUUGAGAGCAUGAACCUGACAGCCUUUGACCUGAGCGUGGACACUCUUGACAUGCACGCGGACCGUAACACGUUUCACCGUUUUGACAAGUUCAAUGCAAAGUACAACCCCAUUGGAGAAUCCAUCCUCAGAGAAAUCUUCAUCAAGACUGACAACCACAUUGAAGGAAAAUACUUUGCACACAUAGUAAAGGAGGUGAUGGCCGACUUGGAGGAGAGCAAGUACCAGAACUCUGAGCUGCGUCUGUCCAUCUAUGGCCGCUCCCGAGACGAGUGGGACAAGCUGGCUCAGUGGGCCGUCAAACACAGAGUGUACUCUGAUAAUGUCCGCUGGCUUGUCCAGGUGCCCCGUCUGUUUGAUGUGUACCACACAAAGAAGCAGCUGGCUAAUUUCCAGGAGAUGCUGGAGAACAUCUUCAUGCCUCUGUUUGAAGUCUCGAUCGACCCGCGCAGUCAUCCCGAGCUGCAUCUCUUCCUGCAGCAUGUGGUGGGCUUUGACAGCGUGGACGAUGAGUCCAAACCCGAGCACCACAUUUUCAACCUCGACAGUCCGCUGCCAGCCAACUGGACAGAAGAAGACAACCCGCCCUACUCCUACUACCUCUACUACACCUAUGCCAACAUGACUGUGCUCAACCACCUGCGAAGGCGACGAGGUUUCCAUACGUUUGUGCUGCGACCGCACUGUGGGGAGGCGGGGCCAAUCCACCACCUGGUGUCAGGUUUCAUGUUGUCAGAAAACAUCUCCCACGGGCUGCUGCUCAGAAAGGCCCCCGUGCUGCAGUAUCUCUACUACCUGGCUCAGAUUGGCAUCGCCAUGUCGCCUCUGAGCAACAACAGCCUGUUCCUCAGUUACCACCGCAACCCGCUGAUGGAGUAUCUGUCCAGAGGCCUCAUGGUCUCUCUGUCCACCGACGAUCCUCUUCAGUUCCACUUCACCAAGGAGCCUCUGAUGGAGGAGUACAGCAUCGCAGCUCAAGUGUGGAAGCUGAGUUCCUGCGACAUGUGUGAGCUGGCGAGAAACAGCGUCCUCAUGAGUGGGUUUUCACACAAGGCCAAAAGCUACUGGCUGGGCCCCAGUUACUCCAGGGAGGGUCCUGAGAGCAACGACAUCCGCCGCACCAACGUCCCCGACAUCCGCGUGGCGUACCGCAGCGAGACGCUCACCGAGGAGCUCCACCUCAUCAUUCACGCCGUUCGCACGGAAGAGCUGGACGCCAUCGACGAGGAGGACUCCCUGACCAUGGGUCCUCUCCCGGGACAGCGCUGAGACCGGUCACCCGCCCUCCUCCUGUAAAUCCCCGACCCCGUGGUUUCACUCAGCAUGACACUGAAGAGACGUGGCCAGAGAGUAAUUCUGCCGUUCAGCCUAUUUAAAGUAUAAACACCACCAACCAUCACUGUAGACGUAUGCCGCACUCUGACAGCUGCACAGCUACCAAAAAGCCACGGAUACAGCGCUGCCAGAUCACUUUAGCUUCUUGGUUUUAUUAUCUUCAAGUUGUUUUUAUGUUCCAACCCUGUAUUAUUUUAGUUUCCCCCAAAUGUCCUCCACCCGUAACUUCUGUUGAGUCUCAGUCAGCUUCAUGAAGGUUUGCAGGGAUCAGCAUCAGGGUUUGUUUUUGUUUUGUUGUUUUUUUGUGAAUGAACAGCAGGGUUUGUAUCCCCGCCUGUCCUGCCAAAGCCAUCAGAUGAGCCCUGUGAUGUUUUCUAUUCUUCACUGAUGUGUUUUCGUGGUAGCAUCUUUGCAGUAUUUACAGAAACACUGACAACCAGCACAUUGAAACUCUUACCUUCUACUCUAUAGCCAUGCUGCUUGAUUACACGUAGCGCAUCUGUCGUCUUUAUUACACCACGAUGAAGGAUUGUAGAUGCGGUUUUAUUGGAGUAACACACUUGGAUUGUUUCACAGGUUUCACGUUAUUAUCCACUGAAUGCUGCAGCACUGGACGUCAGCCAUGUGUGGUGGUUUUAGAUAAUUCAUUUUGCACAUUUAGAAUCGUUCUUCCGUGAUUCUACUACUCAGAAACAAACGAGGGAAACUCCAUGGCGCUCAAGUUUAAAGAGCAGCAGACUGUCUGCGGUUGACUGCAAACAUUCCUUGAAGCAAACGGGCCUCGUCAGCGGCAGGCGGAAAUGAUUUCCAGCACUUGUAGAAAAUCGUUUGAUUUCUGUGGUAGGAGAGAUGUGAAAGAAGAGCCGCGUGUUGUGGAUUGUGAUCACAGCGCAGCAGCACGUGGACGUGUUCUCACCGUUACCUCACUGUGGCCGUGAAGCAGCCUCUGCACUUCCUUAGGGCCCUGAUCCCACUCAUUCCGUUUCCAGAGGGCAAACUAGAAGGUCAUGGAGGUUUUUUCCCUUUGCAUGCAGUGCACUGUGCAUAUGCACCAAGCCAAUAUUUUACAGUGCCUUUUCAUUUGUAGCCUCGAGCUCUGCAUGUCCAGUUUUUCGCGAUCACAUGCAGCCAGAGUUGCGUAUUUUCCCCCAAACAGUCGGCCUCUGUGCUGCUGGAGCGUCCGCGCCGACGGAACUGAAACCACCCAGCUGCAUGCUCGGUGUAAAGUAGCUUUUACCUUGGCCUUUGAGGAGAAAGCUUGAUUUGUUUCUCUGCUUUAAAGUGCUUUUGUUGCAUGCCUGCAUGACCAGAGGAUGGCAGGAGAGAAUGAGCCGUUUACAGUAAACUGUAACGUGAAGCAUCUGAACUAAUUCAGGGCUGCCGACCAGCUUUUGAUCCACAAUCUGUUUGUAACGGGAGCAAACGGAUUCAAACGUCGUUCACCAUGUAGAAAUGAGCAAACCACGCUGGGACGUGGUUAAAACUGUUGCAUGGAACCUUGUAGCAUUUUUUUAAACUCACCCCAAACCCGGUCAGAGCCGGCGCCGCACGCCUCAGACUUUGGGAUCAUUCACUCAUCACACCAACGCUACCCAGCUCUGGACCCGGUCCGACCUCCCAUUAAACUGUGAGUUAAACCCAGAUGAUGCUGUCGAGUCGUAUUUGACACCAAGACCAGAAGAGAAUAAAACAGGAAGUGUUUGUUUGAAUAAUCAGCUGUAAAGCGUUAAAUAAAUACGUCUGCUUCAUAGAUGAUAAGAAUCAGCGAUGAGAGUCCGUCUCUGUUCUGUGAGGAUACAGUCGCUCUUGUUAAGCUGGAGUCGUGUGCCGAACACGACGGCGUGCGUGUGAUUGUUGGAUUUCAUGUAUAAAGUGUAUUUUUUUAAAGGCAAUAUAGAAAUAAGAAAUUUUAUAUUCGAAUUGAUGUUAAGGUUUAACACUUAGUUUCUUGUUUCCGUUGUUCUGUUGAUUAGUGUUGUCAUGAAAACAGACUUUUCCACUAUGGGUUCAUUAUUAUUAUUAUUCUUGUUAGCCUUUUUAAUUUGUUGAAGUAAUUGGACAGUGUUUUGGCGUCUGCUCUGCCUGUUUGAUAUCACAGUAGCACAUCUUUUUAUGCCUGAUAACACAAAUAUAACGUCUGUGAUAGAUGCUCUGAAGCCAAACGUUAGUCGCCAGUCAGACACGUAGAAACCGACCCACUUCUACGUCACAUCAGUAGAGUUUUCAGGUUUUGUUGACGUGUUCUGUGUGUAAAUGUUGGUCCGUUUUCUCUAAAGCCAAACUGCUAAUGGAUUAUAAUCCACACUGACUCGUCUGCCUGCCUUUAUAAUUGCAAAAGCUUCAUUUCGUUAUCGGCCUUUUCCUGGUUUUAAUGUUUGAAAGUCAUCUACUUUUUGUACUUACUUUGGGAUUAAGUUUUUGAUGAAAGCGUGACUCUGCUGUAGCAGUCUGAACCUGGACCGACCUGAACCUUUUCCACUUUCCAUCCAGCUCCCGAUGCGUUUACCGUCUAUCAUGUCUACACCAUCGUGCACCCUACCUCACCAAUGCUAAUCUCUGACGUCAGCCUUUUUGGGGCCCGACACUGUCCUCAGCAGUAGCAACGCUGCAUGUAGGGCCACAAACGAAACACUAUCGUCAUCACUGAUUGAUCAAAUAUUACUUUGGUCUUUGAAAUAAUUUACAAAAUUGUGAGAAGUUUCCCACAGCACAAGUCGUCGUAUUCAGAUUGUUUUGCUCUAAAAUAUUUGGUUCAAGCUGCAAAUCUUCAGACUUCUGGAGGAAAUGUUUUGUCAUUUCUGCUUGAAAACUUAUUUUAAAUGAUGUGAAAUGUAGAAUAUUGUCUUUGGCGAUCGGCUAGUGGAUUAAUGAGUAGUUGCACAUGAGAAACGAUGGAACAGCAGGAACCUCUGAGCGGUAACACUGUGACCAUUAAGCCAACACAGAAACACACCAUCCACACGAUGUUCACCUGUAUAGAUGUUUUCUGUCCACAUGUUCAGCCUGAUUUAUCUCUAACAGUCCUUUAAGUAUUCUGAUACUUACGACAUGUUUGCGUUCGCUGACGAUAUUUCUCCACGUGUAUCUUUGUUUUUACGCUCGUGUCACUUCUCUGACAUGGGGGACUUUUUAUUUUUAAUCCUACAUAAUUUUCUGUCCAUUGAUCUGUAGCCUUAUUGCUUGAAAUGGACUGCCAGUGUUUUACAGAUUCAUGUGUAACGUCUGAACAAUAGAAUAAAGCAUGUUAACUCAC